CCAAAGUGGUCUCUCGUGUCCGACAAUGACCUCCGCUUUUCUCUCUUUCCCCUUCGUUUGAUUCGAGAAACAAAAACAAAAACAAAACAAAAAGAAGCAGAUAGUGUGAUUAGUUUACGACGGAGAAGACGAAGAUGGAGACAGAGACGACGACGACGCAAUCAUACAGCGAGCAAUGGUACUGGGACGAACGCUACACGAACGAAUCCGACCCCUUCGAUUGGUACCAAAACUACGCUUCGUUAGCUCCUCUCAUCAACCUCUAUGUCCCUCACCGUCCUCACCCAGUCCUCGUCAUCGGCUGCGGAAACUCAGCGUUCAGCGAAGGAAUGGUGGAUGAUGGGUAUGAAGAUGUAGUCAGCAUCGAUAUCUCCUCUGUGGUGAUCGAUGCCAUGGUUAAGAAAUACUCCGACCGUCCUCAGCUCAAAUAUUUGAAGAUGGAUGUGCGUGAUAUGAAGGCGUUUGGAGAUGCUUCUUUUGAUGCUGUGAUUGAUAAAGGAACCUUAGACUCUAUUUUGUGUGGGAGCAAUUCGAGGCAACACUCAACGCAGAUGCUUGAGGAGGUUUGGAGGGUACUCAAGGAUAAAGGAGUCUACAUCUUGAUUACAUAUGGAGCUCCGGAUUACCGUCUUAGGCUGUUUAAAGACUCAUGCUCUUGGACAACGAAACUCCAUGUGAUAGACAAAAGUUCAUUAGAAACGUCAAAAUGGGAACUGACGAAACCCAUUCCUCUAGAUACGGAGGGGAGUUCAGUGGAAUCUGCAAUUGGGAAAAGCCCUGAUGUUCAUUACAUCUAUGUCUGUAUUAAGGAUGAGUCGUUGAAGAGGGAAGCAGACUCAGCUUGAAGUCAUGAGAAUCUUUUUUCCUGCUCGUUGCUUCGGUCCUACAAGGAUUUGGGGUUUUGUCUUUGUUGUAUUCAUGUUUCACUUUCAAAUUAGAGAAAGCAUUCUUGGAUCAGCGUUGGUUGCAUUCAA
Molecule: messenger RNA, 974 nt
Organism: Brassica napus (rape)
Lineage: Eukaryota; Viridiplantae; Streptophyta; Magnoliopsida; Brassicales; Brassicaceae
Product: EEF1A lysine methyltransferase 4-like
Exons: 8
Coding region: 135-845 (236 amino acids)
Molecular function (GO): S-adenosylmethionine-dependent methyltransferase activity
Source: RefSeq, a predicted model, not a curated record